UAAACCACCGGAUAUGACGUUUAAAACACAAACGGUCGGUUUUGUUCAACGGGUUAGAGUUCUCCUCGAAAAAAUGGAGCAUUUAGCUGUUAUUUCCUUUUAUUUAUAACAUAACUAAGCUUUUAUUUCACGCUUUAACCGUGGGAUUAGGUUACAAUGGUUGCUGCGGCUCGAAAGGAACGGGUUUUGGACUCCGAGAGAAGUCAUGUUAGCCUAAUUAGCAUUCAGACUCGCUUUUGUGAAAGUGCCCGGUAGCAUUUUUAGGAAAAUGAAGAGAAAAGUGUCGAAAUUAAGAUUGAGUCCCAACGAAGAGGCUCGUAUAAUCCGCGAGGAGCUUGACAGGCGGAGGAAACUACGGAUCCAGCAGGUGCGGGAGCAGCAGCGGCAGAUCGCGCUGCAGAUCCGGCGGGAGGUGGAACGGCGGCGGCAGCAGGAGCUGCGGCAGCUGGAGGAGCGGCUGAGGGAGGACUGGGAGAGGCGCCAGAGGGAGAAGCUGCACACGCUGCAGAGUCUGUAUCUGGAGAGCCUGCAGCUCAUCGGCCAGAGCCACAGGAGCGCCAAGGAAACCGAAGCUGACCUGGCAGCUGCAGCUCAGAGGGAGGAGGAGCAUCAUGCUAAAGCAGAGGAGCGUUACCGUGAAGCUCUGAAGGAACUCAAGAUCCAAAAGACUAAAGAGCAGGAGAGACAGAAACGAUCCAUCAAUGCGAGGAAGAAGGCGCUGCAGACGGAGAAGGAACGAUCAACUAAAGUGGCCAGACUCCCGCCGCCUCCGCCUGAUCCCAUCCAGGACAUCGAUCCCAGGAAGUCCCACAUGGUGAAGAGGUCGGAUCUGAACGCCUUCGCUGCCACGCACUAUCACAUGCCAGAGAGCGCCGUGGAGAAGGAGCCUGAGGCGGCACAGCCUGACGCCAGACUGGAAGCUGACCUGGAGUCCAGGAGGCUGCAGGAGCUCCAGAGGGAGGAGGAGAGGAGGAGAGAGGAGCAGCUGGAGAAGGCCCGGGUCAGAGGGAGGCAGGCCCUGAGGAGGGAGCAGCUGGAGCAGGACCGGCAGCGCCUCCUGGUGGAGCUGCAGCACCUGCAGCAGACCGACCUGCUGCGGCGAAGGCAGCAGGUGUCCCAGAUGCCGCCUCAGAUAUUCCAGCCUCUCUACCAGAGGCAGGAGGCCAGAGAGGAGCUGCAGAGGGAGCUGGAGUUCGCCUUCGAGGACAUGUACACCGGAGAGAGACGGGUUAAAGGUGAUCUGGUGGUCCAGCUGGUACCGGAGCCUCUGCCAGCCUCAUCCAGCACCGGCCAGGACCUGGAUCUGGACCCGGACCGGGACCUGGAUGUCACUGUGGAUGAAAACUCCGAACCCGAGGCAGAAAAUAUUCAGAAUGAAGUUGAAGGAGAGCAGGAAGCAGCAGAUGGCGUCACUCCUCCCAGACAGGCGCUCCGGAAACUCCUGGAUCGGAUCCGGAGCCAAAGGACCGACUGGAUCAGCGGCAGCAGCCGGGUUCCUCCGUCCGUCGACUCAGAGCUGAUCCCAGAGCGAGACAUGAGCAUCGAAACCGGAUCUCUGACCCCCGAGGCGCUCGCUGUGGAACCAACAGAACCGCCACCCGCAGCAGAACCUUCACUUCCUGCUGGAUUUCUGAGCAGAAUCCAGGAAGCCGAAGAAGAACGGAAGAAGCGGGAAGCGGAGCUGGAGGUGGAGAAGCAGCAGCAGCUCGCUCUCCUCCAGGAACUGGAGGAGCAAAAAGCCGAGCUGGAGCAGAUGCUGCAGGAGGCUCAGAGGGAGAGGGAGCAGCUGAGAGCUGCCGCCCAGCAGGAGGCGCUGCUGCUCCAGCCACAGGUUCCUGACCAGGACCGCGCACCGGCCAGCUUAACCUCUGAGGAAGAAGCGGUGGCUCCUGCACAGGAAGACGUUUCCACCAGGAGGCUCAGACAGUACCAGCAGCGCCUGCUGGAGCAGAACAGGAUUCACCAGAGAUCCGUGGAAGUGGCCCGGCAGCGGCUGGAGGAAUACCAGCGAGCUCUCCGGAUCCGCCACAACCUGACCGCCGCCGCCUUGCUGAGGCCUCCCGUUCACCCUGCGUUCCUCGCUGCCCCGUCUGACAGUCGCCCAGCGACGCCCUCCGAGCCUUCAGACGUGUCACUUCCUGCUUUCAGCAGCAGCGCCGACUCCAGCGUACCGUCGGAUCCGUCCGUUACGAACUGGUUCAGCUCACUGAGACCAGACGCUGCUCCGCUCGCCGACAGCCAGAGACCCGGAGCUUCGCCGGUCGCUGCUCGCGGCUCAGCCGGCGCCUCGGCCACCUUUGACCCGAUGACCUCCAGAGACCACAGGAGACGGGAGCUGCAGGCGGCCCAGAGACGGGUGGCGGAGCAGAGGGCGGCGCUGGCGCUGCAGAAGGAGCAGCAAGAGGAGGAGCGGCGCAGAGCAGAGGAGGAGCUGCAGCACAUGAGGAGGCAGAAGGAGGCGCUGCAGGCUCUGAUCGACGCCGAUGGACGAAGCGGUUCUGAUUCUCCCAGUGACGCUUCGGACCCACAGGAAGCCGAGCAGAAACGGCUGCAGCUGCUGGCGACUCUGCUGAGAGCCAUCGAAGAGUCGAACGGAGGAAGUCUGUCCCACCUGGAGGAGCCGGAGGAGGGAGACGACCUGAGAGGAGCAGCUCCUCUGGUUCCGAGCGUCGUUCCUCCAGAACCUUCUGGACUCCUCCAUCCUCCACGGACGCAGAAGCCUCCAGUGACUCGGGUCAAACUGGGUUUCAAGUGGAUGAUUCCUCAACAACAUGAGCUCAGCGCCAUCCAAGAGGUGGAGACUCCGGUCAACAUGAGUCGGGUUGCAGGCUGUAGACCCGAUUCUGCUGAACGGCGGCUCGCCUUUUCAGGCCCAGAAGACGACGAUCCUUCACACCUGCAGGAAGGUUCAGGAUUUUUCUCCACGUCUGACUGGAUUCUGGAGUCUGGCUCCGUCUCCAGCUUCAGACCCAGUUCUGCUGGGAGGCGGGUCGCCUUUUCAGGCCCAGAAGACGACUUUCCUUCACACUCAGCAGACUUCAGCCUGCGGUGCGGUUCUGCCAAGAGACGGGUCGUCUUUUCAGACACUGAAGACGACGCGCGUUCCCGCUCAGCAGACGGAAAUCUGCAGGAUGGUUCAGUACAUGACACCAGGCAGUCUGGGUCCGUCUCCAGCUGUAGAUCGGACUCGGCUGGGAGACGGGUCGUCUCUUCAGGCCCAGAAGACGACGUUCCUUCACGCCUAUCAGACGUUAAUCUGCAGGAUGAUUCUGCUGACAGCCGGGUCGGGUCGGAGACCUCCUGCCGCCUUCCCUGGAGGGAGCGACUCCUGUCUGGGGCAGCAUCGACUCCAGAGUCGUCUGGUUCUGAUUUGGCCAUGAAAGCGACGUCAGCGCCUUGUUCUGAUUCUGGAAGAGGAGCCGACUCGCCCGGUCCUGCAGCUCUGAGCUCUAGAUCCCCCUCAGAGACACACCUGAGUGAGUCUCCAGUUUUGCCUCAGGCUCUCUGCAGGCUCGCCGGCUCCGACUGCCUCUCCUCCACCACCAUCUCCAGCGGCAGCUACGUCUCCACCGACCCGGAGCAGAAUGUCGCAGACAACCCUCGGCUCUCCAACCCGACUGGACCGGGUUCUGGUGCCGUUUCCUGUGCGGAUUUUCCGGACUCGUCCGUCUCCGCUGGUCCGCCUGUUGACUCGGUGUUUAACGACAGCGUCAUCCAGCGCAUCAUCGAUAAAUACACCAGAGAGCUCGACGUCUUGCUCAGCGCCGCAGGAACGACGACAGACAGCGACGCUCUGGAGGAGUCCGGCUCUUUGCUCUCUCAGCCGUCCAGGACGGAGGAUGAGACGUCGGCUCGUCGUCGGCUCGUCCAGCGCCACCUGGUGGCCGGCCACGACCCAAACCCGGAGCAGAUGACCUCUGGUCAUCCCACCCUGGAGCGUUUCUGUCCCGUUGACCCGGAGCAGAACCCGUCCUGCGUGGCUCCAGAGAGGCUCUCGGUUCUGGAGCGGUUGGUCGGCCAGCCGUCGGCUCAGUCCUCCAUGAUCGGUGCCAGGCCCGGUCCGCCGGGUCGGAGCGGCUGGGACUCCACUCUGAGCCGGAUGAUCGGCCGCCUGUCUCAACAGUCCGACAGUCCGGGUUUCUGGGCUGGUCAUGACACGUCGGAACCGUCCUGGUCGGAUGAGCUGCCAGAGGAGGUCCAGAUGAGGGUUCUGGUCGGGGAGCUGCAGGUCUCUGCCGAUCAGCUCAGUGAAAGCUCCGGUGGACGAAGUUCUGCAGCCGAGUCCAGAGAAACAUCAGGACUGCAGCGCCGCCUGGCUCAGAGUCCACCCGCCUCGAUCCCGGUGCUGCAGAACCAAGCCGGGCUGGAGGACCUGGACCCGCACGGCGCCGACGAUUCGUUCCACCCGCUGCACCCAGAAAUCACCCACAACGAAACCGCUGACCCCCCUGUGACCUUUCACCUUCCUGACCUCAACACAUCAGACGAUCCGUCGCUGGAGCAGCUGAGAGCGGAGGAGCCGGACGGCCACAGAGACGUUGAGGAGUCCUUCUCCCGGCUCGUCAUCUCCGAGUGCGUCCAGCAGGACGGAGUCCUGACACCGCCCUGCGUGUCCCACAUGUCCCCCGCCCUGCGGACGCCGCCCUGCGGGUUCGGGGAAGCGUCCGCUCUCGGCUCGUCGGAGGCAGAAUCCUCCAGAGUUUCCGUCCCAGUCGGUGAAGGUCAGGAUUUCUCCAGCUCAGAAAUCACACCGGAGUCGGACGGGGAGAGAGGCAUCCUGGAGCAGUCUCAGAUCACGUUGGUGAGUCUGACGGACACGACGCUCCAGGAUGCGGUCGCCACGGACGACGAGGGACUGCAGGACGGUCCAGACAGCAUCGCAGAUGGACAGGAAACCAUGGAAACGGAGCCAACAGAGGGGGCUGAAACCACGUUGGCUCAUCAGACGCCAUCAGCGUCCCUCCUGGAGUUCCUCUGGAGUCCCAGCAGGAACCAGCAUGACGUCUUCCAGCGGCGGCGCCGGGUUCUCAUGCAGCGGUCCGACCACCGCGUUCAGGAGAUCAAAGCCAAGCGGGCCGCCGCCAGGAACGGACCCCCGAGUCGGGUUCUGGUCGAAGGACGAGAUGCAGGUAGAGCCGAGGUCCAGACCGUCCCCAGGAAGGAGACGGCCGAGUCCCAGAGCACGACGGAGGACAGGAAGAGAGCAGAGAGGAAGCUCCGCCCACCUCCACCAGGUCGCCGCUCCGGUCCUCACAUCGGAACCGACGUCCGGAUCAGCGAUCCGGAUCAGAGGAAGCGGAACCUGUCAGAGAUGCACCAGCGGACCCAGAGGCUGUACGAGCAGCUGGAGGAGGUGAAGCAGCAGCGAGCGGCCCGCAGCCGGCAGGAGGACUGGGCCAGGAACCGGCUCAGGGCCAAGGAGUUCCACAGGAAAACGCUGCAGAAGCUCCGAGCCAAGCAGACGCCAACGUUUUAAUUUAUCACCUUUAUUUAAUAAAAACUCAGAUUUUUUUAAAGAUU
This is a messenger RNA of Poecilia latipinna (sailfin molly), 5520 nucleotides long. It is a transcript of the gene cep295, whose product is annotated as centrosomal protein 295. The coding region runs from base 269 to 5476 and encodes 1735 amino acids. The record is from RefSeq and is a predicted model, not a curated record. Gene Ontology annotation, biological process: regulation of centriole replication. The transcript is spliced from 30 exons. Lineage: Eukaryota; Metazoa; Chordata; Actinopteri; Cyprinodontiformes; Poeciliidae. Gene Ontology annotation, cellular component: centrosome; cytosol; centriole.